Panicum virgatum (switchgrass) is the source of this 692-nucleotide messenger RNA. RefSeq names its product 60S acidic ribosomal protein P2A. Bases 138 to 476 code for a protein of 112 amino acids. Gene Ontology annotation, cellular component: cytosolic large ribosomal subunit; ribosome. The record is from RefSeq and is a predicted model, not a curated record. Gene Ontology annotation, molecular function: structural constituent of ribosome. Gene Ontology annotation, biological process: cytoplasmic translational elongation. Lineage: Eukaryota; Viridiplantae; Streptophyta; Magnoliopsida; Poales; Poaceae. The transcript is spliced from 4 exons.
GACUAGUCUAGGCCACGUGGUAUAUAAAACCAGCCCACCGUUCCCCCGCCGCCGCCUUGCAGAAACCCUAGACACCGCUCGAGCCGUUCGCCGCCGCGCCGCUCGUCUUCUCGGGCUCUCUCCCUCCCGGAUCCAGGAUGAAGUUUGUUGCUGCCUAUCUGCUUGCUGUCCUCGCUGGCAACCCCAGCCCCUCUGCUGAGGAUCUAUCGUCCAUUCUGGAAUCAGUUGGCUGUGAAAUUGACAAUGAAAAGAUGGAGCUGCUGCUGUCCCAACUGAGCGGCAAAGACAUUACCGAGCUCAUUGCUGCUGGCAGGGAGAAGUUUGCUUCAGUCCCAUGCGGUGGUGGUGGUGUGGCUGUGGCAGCAGCUGCCCCUGCUGCUGGUGGAGCUGCUCCUGCAGCUGAGGCCAAGAAAGAAGAGAAGGUGGAGGAGAAGGAAGAGAGUGAUGAUGAUAUGGGCUUCAGCCUCUUCGACUAAGCUGUGCGGUCACCAGAGUUGUGUCUUUUCGGCAGGAAAACCAGAGUCGUCAUGUUUGGAGUUUAACCUUGUUUUAUGUUGCAAAGCACCCGAAAAGACUGCUACAGUCUGGAUAUGUAGUGAUUCAGCCAUAGGUUGCUACACUGGUUGUUGGUGUUUACUGGUGAACCAGAGUUUAUGCAUCAUAUAUUAAGAAUCAGUUACCUAGUUCGUUGA